Lytechinus pictus (painted urchin) is the source of this 5903-nucleotide messenger RNA. Its product is annotated as delta(24)-sterol reductase-like. Gene Ontology annotation, molecular function: FAD binding; Delta24(24-1) sterol reductase activity. NCBI's taxonomy places the organism in Eukaryota, Metazoa, Echinodermata, Echinoidea, Temnopleuroida, Toxopneustidae. Gene Ontology annotation, biological process: steroid metabolic process. The record is from RefSeq and is a predicted model, not a curated record. The coding region runs from base 314 to 1882 and encodes 522 amino acids. The transcript has 9 exons. Gene Ontology annotation, cellular component: membrane; cytoplasm.
GGCCAAACUGACAUCAUCCGAUCCUUCAUCAUGCAUUCAAGGCGUGGUCUCCUUUUUUUUUUUUACUUGCUUUUCAAAGUAACCGUACCGUACGGCAACUGAACUGAACCUCACGCGAGCGAGGGCUCAGGGAGGCAGCGGUCAGCUCUAUCCCCGCCCGGCCGCCCGGCAGCUCGGGCUGGUGAUGCACCCAAGACACGCCGCGCCCCUGGAUUGUGACCUAGCUACGCGGACGACCCCGGUAUCACGCUAACGACGAAGACAAAGGCAAGCUUCAAUUUCUUCUGUCAUUUUGAUUACCUAACUUCUAACCAUGGAGCUCAGCCUUACCAUGAUAAUUUCGGUUUUGGCCGCCUUGCCUUUGAUAAUAUGUUUAGUCCUCAUUUAUUUCAAGGGAAUGGAAUAUGUGAUCGUGAAUCAAAGGUGGAUUUUCGUGUGUUUAUUCCUGCUUCCACUCUCUGCUGUUUACGAUGUUUUCUAUUUCAUCCGCAACUGGGUCGUUUUCAAACUUAGUAGUGCUCCAAAACUUCAUUCUCAACGAGUUCAAGACAUUCAGUCACAGGUGAAGAAAUGGAAAUCGGACCAGAGUGGGCAGCUGAUGUGUACCGGUCGUCCAGGGUGGCAAACUAUCAGUCUAAGGGUUGCCAAGUACAAACAGACCCAUCGCAAGAUCUUCAUCAAUCUGGUUGAUAUCCUCGAAGUGGACACUGAACGUCAGGUCAUGAAGGUAGAGCCCUUGGCCACCAUGGGUCAGAUCACUGCAAUGCUGAACCCUCUUGGCUGGACACUGCCGGUCCUUCCAGAGCUGGACGAUCUCACAGUUGGUGGUUUGAUCAUGGGUGUUGGAAUAGAGAGUUCUUCUCACAAGUAUGGUCUAUUUCAACAUGUCUGCGUCAGCUUUGAACUUGUCUUGGCUGAUGGAAGUGUGGUCCAAUGCUCAGAGGAUAAAAACCCUGAGUUAUUUUACUCUGUUCCAUGGUCAUAUGGAACUAUUGGAUUUCUUGUAUCAGCGGAGAUCAAGAUCGUACCUGCUAAGAAAUUUGUCCGUCUGGAGUACAAGCCUGUGCAUUGUUUUGAUGACGUCUAUAACGUCUUUGCAGAGUGUUCAAAGGAGGCUCAGAAAAAUGAAUUUGUUGAAGGAUUGAUGUACUCUGAGAAUGAAGCUGUUAUAAUGACAGGACAGCUAACAGAUGAUGCCCAACAAGAUAAGAUCAACUCAAUUGGAAACUUCUGGAAGCCCUGGUUUUUCAAGCACGUCGAGGGGUUCCUGAAGUCCGGUCCUGCUGUGGAGUACAUUCCCCUGAGGCACUACUAUCAUCGACACUCUAGGAGUAUCUUCUGGGAAAUUCAGGAUAUUGUGCCGUUUGGAAACCAUCCAAUCUUCCGCUAUCUCCUUGGCUGGUUGACUCCUCCCAAGGUGUCGCUUUUGAAGCUUACUCAAGGUGAGGUCAUCAGAGAACUCUAUGAGAAGAAACAUGUCGUACAGGAUAUGCUGGUGCCUCUGAAAGACAUGAAGAGCUCCCUCAUGUGUUUCCAUGAUGAAAUGAAUAUGUAUCCACUGUGGUUGUGCCCAUUUGUUCUACCAUCUGUACCGGGCAUGGUUCACCCUUCAGGCAACCAGGAAGAACUCUAUGUGGACAUAGGAGCUUACGGCAACCCAAAGAAUCCCGACUUCCAUUUCAGAGACACUACUCGUAAGGUGGAGGAACAUGUCCGCAAAGUCAACGGUUUCCAGAUGCUAUAUGCCGACAGCUACCUGACCCGCGACGAAUUCCGAGAGAUGUUUGAUCAUUCUCUCUACGACAAGCAACGCAAGAAACUCAACUGCGAAGGUGCUUUCCCUGAAGUGUACGACAAGAUCAAUAAAUCCGCUCGCCACUGAUACCCUAUUAGUCAGUCCCCAGUAGAGUAAUGAGUUAAAGGGGAAGUUCACCCUGACAAAAAGUUUACUGCAAAAAUAGCAGAAAAAAUAAUGAAAAAAUAAUGGUGAAGGUUUGAGAAAAAUCCAUCUGAGAAUAAAAAGUUAUUUAAAUUUCAAUUAUUUGAUUUGUGACAUCAUAUGCGAGCAGCUUUCCUACUCAUUGUAUGGUUAAUAAUCAGUGAAUUGUCUUUUCUCAGAUAAUAGAAAUGGUUUUUACUGUACUUUCGGUAUAUCAAUAGACAAAUCAUUUCACACCCCUUCCUAAAAAGAAAACAAAAAUAAGUCACCACAGCCCAUUAAAAAAUUGAAAUUUAUGCAUUUUACAUUACAUAACGUACGGGGCAGAUGCUCAUAUAUGACUUCACAAAUCCCAAACUUAAAAUUCUUAUAACUUUCUUUAUCCUUAAUGGAUCUUCCUCAAACUUUCACCAAUAUUUUUUCUGCUAUUUUUACAACAAAAUUUUUCUUCAGGGGAAACUUCCCCUUUAAACCAGGGGGUGUCUCACAAAGAGCUUGGAAUGGCCUAAAGGGUGUUUUAAGACAAUAUUUGCAAUCAAUAGCAAAUUCCAGUUGCAGUUUUCAAUUGUAUUUUUACAACUGAUUUUUUUAUUUAUUGAGGAUCAUGACUUUUUAAGAAUUAGGAUUUGGCAUGAAUUGUUUCCCACCGACAAUACUACCUGCACCAUUUCAUAUGCAUGUAUAUUGAUAUGUGCGUUAUGCAAGAUGACAUUAUUUCUAUGAAUAAGGUAUUGGGCUCUAUUUAUUUUAAUGUGUUUUCCUCAUUUUGGGUGUAAUAGGAUUGAUAUUGUAUUCUUUUUAUUUAUUGCAUGGGGUAGAAGUAAAGCAAAUCUAAGUGGAAAAUUGGCAAUAAUUUGUGAAUUCCAUGGAGAAUAAGGAAGAUAACUUACGGGGAGAUGAGCGGGAUUAUAGAUGGCUCAUCAUUAAAGCCCUACUCACACCUUUGCGUUUUAAGCUGCGUUAGCUUAAAACCGCAAUCUGCAGCCUAACACAGCACACUACGAGGCAAAAUAUUUGGUUGCAAUCAAAUUGUUGCCUACAAACUUGUCGGAGCUCAUUCAAAGUUGCAAGUAGUAAAGCGAAGUGAUGAGGUAUAUUAAGCACCCGUCUAAUGCUGCUUUAAGGCCUGAGUAAGCUGCUCGUCGUUGCUCCACUUCCUUGCUCGAGUUUCCUCUUAUUGAUGUUUGGUGCAUUUAGAUGCAUUCAGUUGUGGAUGUUUGAACAAAUUUAUUAGGCAAUUAGGCAAUCCGCAGCUGAAUGCAGGCUAAAAACACAAUGGUGUGAGCCAGGCCUCAUGAUGUAUGACUCAUUCUGACACUAUGCUGAAUGUAUGUACUUAGAUUAUGAUGUCACAAACAAAGCUUUUUAUGAUAACUCAAUGACAUGAAUUAUGAUGUCAUGAGCUAUAGUAUGAUGUUGCAAUGCUAUCAAUAUAAUUUUACAAUGCUAUUAGUAUGAUGUCUCAAUGACAUGGAUCACAAUUUCAUAAUGCUGUUAUUAUAAUGUCACAGUAACGUUAGUGUGAUGUCACAGUGCUGUUAGUGUGAUGUCACAGUGCUGUUAGUGUGAUGUUACAUUGCUAUUAGUGUAAAGUCACAUGAAUGUUAUUGGUAUGAUGUAACAAUGAAGUCAUUGGUUUAGCUGUCAUGAAGCAAGUACAUGCCAGUUCAGAAAUGCUUUUGAUAUACAUGUGUGUUUCACAAUUUUAUUCAUAUUUAUUUAUCUAUUAAAAGGGUUUGCUAGUACUCUUCAUCACAAGUCAUUUGGAUGCAAUUCAGCUUGAACAUUAUAUUUAACACACAUUAACACCUGUAGAUAUCUAGUAUGUGUAUAUAAUUUUUCCUUUUCACACCAUUGGUUGGAUAAACCAUUUUUCAUUCAGUAUUCUGAUGUAUGUGUUUUCAUAAUCAUGCUUGUAUCUGUUAAAUGGCUCCUGUUUUAGGAUUAUGAAAUUGGAUGACAUUCAUGCGCUUUUGAAACUUUGCAGGCAUAUUGCUUGCUGUGGUGAGGUGUUGAAAUGUCCCGAUUGAUAUUUUAUGAAAUACUUAUUGUUUAUAAUUCAUGUUAAGCAAUGCUUGUAAAGCUCUCUAUGUAUAUUCAUAUUUCUCUACACAUGCUCUUUUAUGAAGAGGGCACGUAUGUUAAUUCUUUGUAACAGAAACUUGUAAGCUUUGGGUGUGAAGCUAUAAAUUGUGGAAAGUAUUGUAAAUUGUAUAUGCAGAUGUCAUACUUCCAUUAAUCAAGAGUAUUUGACCAAGUCAAAGCAAAUUUUUUAGAUCAAACUUGACAACAUAUUUUCUCUUCUUGAUGAAUAAUUACAUUAAGUGCUUUUUCCAAAGUGACAUGCCCUAUGCAAAAUGACAAAAACAAAUACAACUCUGGGUAAAAAACUUACAAUGUAACUACACAAAACUAAUCACUAAUCUUCUUGAACACGCUUGUAGGAGGGCACUGUUUAAAUUUAUCAGGUAAUGCAUUCAAAUAUUUUUUGGGUAGUUUUAUAAUGGCAGUUCUAUACAGUAUGCAUGUCCGAUAUGGGGCUUCCCUGAAAUAAUAUGGCUGAUUUUGACUACCUCAUGUCCUCUGUCCUGAACAAGAUACUGUUAAAUCAAACUGAAAAUAGAGAGUGAAUAAAUUCUUUGUGACCCGGGUUUGAUAAAAGCAGAAAUUUACUAUGAAUAAUUAUCUGAAAAAAUAGUUGAGGAUAAAUUCUAGUUGAGAUGUAGAUUUCCAAAUGAGUUUGUACAGAAUACAAUGAAAUUACCAUCCAAGUGUCUGUUUGAAUGAAUAAAAAACAUGAAUAUAUAGUGACAAUUAACCAUGCAAGAAAUUCUGUAAUUGCUGAGAAAUUUACAAAAAUAAGCCUCACAUUUGAGCCAUUUGUCGGGUCUGAAAUGACCAUCCAAGCGUCUGUUUGAAUGAAUAAAAAACAAAUGAAUAUAUAGUGACAAUUAACCAUGCAAGAAAUUUUGUAAUUGCUGAGAAAAUUGCUGAGAAAUGUUAAAAAUAAGCCUGACAUAUGACCCAUUUGUCUGGUCUUUUUCCAAGCAAUAAUAAUACACUGUCCCACCUGUGCUUAUCUACGUUGGCACAUGGCAAUCCUCGGUGUGAUUGUUUUUCAGCCUAGAUUUCAUGAUUGCACAGAUCUACAUGAACAUAUAGUGACAAUUAACCAUGGUUUUACAUAAUUUCUCAUGAAAAUUUCUCAUAAAAUCAGUGUUUACUGCAACUACAUCAAUUAUAUGUAUAGAUCAAGAAUGGGACUCUCAAUGUGUAUUCUUUUCUCUUAUAUCAUGUAAACUUUGCAAAUUUAUAAAGGAUUUUGAAUCCAUUUUACCAGGAGGAAUGCAAUAGAAAUACAAAGUUCAAACCAGAAGGUCAUGUAUUACAACCAUGUUUACCUCAAUUGUUUAUGAUUUGACUUGUUGCUUUUUCUUUUUAUAUUCAAACUUGUGUGUUUUAAUUUUCACAGCAAUGUGGGUUGGCAGAUUAUUUUCUUCAGUAUUAUACAUGUAUUUUAUAUAUUGGUGGUAUGCUGUACCUAGUCUACUGUGCAAACCCUUCACUUGAGUUAAAGGGUCUGAAUGCGCAGCCUACAAUAACGUGUGUACAGAAAACCUCUUGCUCAAGAUUUAUAUGUGUUAGUCUUGUGUGAUGACCCACCAGUUGAUCAAGGUUUCAAUCAGGGUCUGUGCCCGCAGACUGUAUUUUGCCUACCGUAAAUGUAAACCGGAUGAGUAUUCACUAUAUGAAGGUUUAAAUCAGGGUCUAUGCCUGCAGACUAUGCUGUAUCUAUAGUCUGUGGAGUGUUCACUGUACAAUAAUCAAGGUUUAAAUAAGGGUCUGUGCUUGCAGACAAUGCUGUACCUAAUGUAAAUGUUAACCUGUUGAGUAUAUACACUGUACAAUGAAGCAGGAGGAUGACCAGAAUAAAAAGUGAUCAGAAGAUCAUGGAAGGCUGCAA